This is a messenger RNA of Patella vulgata (common limpet), 3397 nucleotides long. Its product is annotated as protein Flattop homolog. Gene Ontology annotation, cellular component: ciliary basal body. Gene Ontology annotation, biological process: cilium organization. The transcript is spliced from 5 exons. NCBI's taxonomy places the organism in Eukaryota, Metazoa, Mollusca, Gastropoda, Patellidae. The record is from RefSeq and is a predicted model, not a curated record. The coding region runs from base 108 to 710 and encodes 200 amino acids.
AUUUUAUUGUUAUAGUAACGUGUGUUAUGGUGGCUUGUCAGUGAUAGAAAUUAUUUUAUUUAUGUGAUAACUCGGAGCUGUCGAGCGUGACAGAAUUAAAAUCCAACAUGAGUGUGAAUUUUAGUGCAAAUCAGUACGAGAAAGCAUUUCAUCCAACCUCUUUGCAGAACUGGGAAGUCCCCAAAGGAUUUGGUCGACAUCCCAAUGCUAAAGAUGGGUCAACACGUGUCAUAUCUUCAGGUAAAGGUCAUUUGUUACCAGGAGUGAUGAGGUCAAGGAGUUCACCAUGGGGAACAUUUGUUGGAACAUGGGAUAUGCCCACAAAAAUACCAGGAAAUACGAUAACAAACCACACAGCUCGAGCCGAACAUGCCCUGGAAAACCUCUACAGUAUUAAAGCACAUGGAGAUUUAAUCAUGAGUGGAAAACUCAAAAACAGCAAGGUACCCGAUCCUUUACCAGUUAAAGCAGACGUCAAUGCUUCACAACCGACGGCAAGAAGUCCUGAAAUUCGCUCCGGUGCCAAAAACCCCAUUCCUGAUUCCACAUUACCCAAGGCUGGAUCCCCUAAACCAACAUCACCAUGCCAACAGAUUACAUCACCAGUUGCUAGUAACCAUGGUGAUAGUAAUUGUAACAAUGAUAGUUCACGAAGAACCCCUAUUGAUUCCUCGAGAAUUCCUGUACCACAGAAUCUCGACUUUGUAUAGACUAAAGACAUGUUAAAAGAGUGGAGGUUAGAGGUCGUGUUGGAGAGGUUAAAGGUCGUGACGAAUAAUUAAGCACUAUUUUAUCACAUUUUUAAAUAUAUUACAAAAAACACACUAUGAAUGCAAUAUGAACCACACGUGUAUUUAGUUGGCCUAAUAUCCCGAUUUUUAAAGUUAAUACUUCUUCCAAUAUUUGCCUAAUAUCCUGAUAUUAAAUAUUAAUUCUUCGGCACUGAUGGUAUGUUAAAUUAGACAUGUUAUAUAAUAUAUUGUAUUGAUGUUUAAAACAUAGGCCUGCUUUAAUUAAUUCACAAUCUUUAGUUGUCAUGCUAUAUAUAUAUAUAUAUAGUAUUGAUGUUUAAAACAUAGGCCGGCUAUAAUUAAUUCACAAUUUUUCCAUAAAUGUCCUGAUUCUCAAGGUAAUAAUCAGUUUCACACACUUUUUACCUCAAUAUACUGCUUCCCACAAUUUCCAUAAUAUUCCAUUUCUUGGCAUGUUUUAAAUAGUGAAGUUUCUUUUUAUAUCCCGAUUUUCAAAAUGAAUACUGGGCAAUAUGUUUCCCCAAUAAUGAUUGCAAGCGUCAUCCCCUCUAAGCUACCGUAAAAAAAAACAAAACAAAUUCAUGCACACUGGUUACUAAAUAUUGGAGGGAAGUUAUCGAGUCAGCAUUAGAUGUUAUAUCUUUUAGGACUGGGUGUUAUUUCUAUUUCAAUUAAUAUAUUACAAGUCAGCAUUAGAUGUUAUUUCUGUUGGGACUGGGUGUUAGUUCUGUUAGACAAGUCAGCAUUAGAUGUUCUGGACUGGAUGUUAUUUCUAUUAAUAUUAAAAUAUUACACAAGUCAGCAUUAGAUGUUAUUUCUGUUGGGACUGGGUGUUAGUUCUGUAAGACAAGUCAGCAUUAGAUGUUAUAUCUUUUUGGACUGGAUGUUAUUUCGAUUAAAAUUAACAUAUUACACUGUCAGCAUUAACGGGACUGGAUGUUAUAUCUAUUCAAAUAAUACACAAGUCAGCAUUACCGUAGAUGUUAUUUUUAUUAGACUGGAUGUUAUUUCUAUUUCAAUUUAAAUAAUAUUAAUGUAUUUAUCCCUCACUUUUCAUGUACACAAUUUGAUGGAUUCGAUAAAUAACAUUAUUAUCUACUUUUACUUUAUCAUUAUAUAUUAGAAGUUAAUGAAUCAAAGGUCACCUGUUGAGACAAACUUAGUGAUUUAAAACAAUCAAAUUAUACAUUAAAGAUACAUUAUGGGAGAUUAGAUAAAGAGCUGGCAGUUCUCAAUAUAAUAGUUAAAAACUAGAUAAUGUAAAGGCAAUUUGCUGAAAAUUUCAGUCAAAUUGAUCCACUCUGAACCAAGAUUUUUGCGAUUUAAUUUUGGGUCUAGUCUCGAUCAACAUUACUAAAGUCGGUACUAUAAAAAACAUAGUCUCGAUUAUCCACUUUUUUUAUUUAAUUAUCAACAAGUCGCAGAUAGGAUUCUAAUCCAGAAUAUAUAUCGCAGGCUAGCGAAGACAUUGAGAGUUGAUUAUGGUCUGGAUAAGUUAAUUAAUGUCUAAUUAAUAAUUUAGAAAACAUUUCAGGCGUAAAGAAUGACCUGCAAUGGGCAGAUUUAGCUCUUGCAUAAUGUAUGUUUAAUCCGAAUUAUGUUUUCAUCAAAUUUAACAGAAAUCAGUAAGAAAUAAAAUUUGUUAAAAGUUAUUUUGUGUGGUAGAACUGGAUAAUGACUAAAAUUUAUAUAAGAUUAUUAUUGAUUGAUGAGUUUAUUAAGUUUGUAUGUUUUUAGAGAUUGUUUAAGAAAGAUAUUUGUAUGAGCCUAUUACGUGUUAAAGAUGCAUUAUGUAAGAUUUAGAUAAAAAGAUGGCUGUUCUUGCUAUAGUAUAAUAAUUCAAAAAUAGAUAAUGAAAAAUUAAUAUAUUUAAAAUUUUAUUCUGGGCGAAGUUAUGGCUGUUUGAAGAUGUAGCUUAGACUGUUUUAUUAUCAUAGCAACGCUACUUGACAACCAAGACCUAGCCUCGAGACAAGGAGUAGGGUCACCUGUCCAACCUCGUGGGUUUUCUCUGGGUCCUCCGGUUUCCUCCCACUGCUAAAGACCCCAAUGCACAAGCCAAUUAUUGAAAUAAGAUUGAACCAUGUGUUAGUCCCGAAAUGACCAAGUUUGUGUGGACAGGACGUUAAACCCCAUUUCUCUCUCUCUCUCCUCGAUUUUCCAUUUUAUCGUUAAAUUUUUAAAUCGCACGAAUGUUUAGAUUCAUUUAAAUCUCGACCAUCCAAUGGUUUAAAGAGUUGAUUAUAGGCUUGUCAUAUUAAUAAAUGUUAAAAUAAUAACUUAUAUACCAUUUGAAGUCAAAUUAGAGAUCUGCAGAUUUAGCUCUAACAUAAUUUGAUAGUUUCAUUUUUAAAUCUAAUUGAUUACAGUCUCUGCCAUCAGAUAAUCCAGAGAGUUGAUUAUAGGCAUGUCUUGUGAAUAAAUAUCUAAAUAAUAGUUUGUAUUGAAGCCACUUGAAAGGCCUUACAGAUUUAGCUCUUACAUAAUGCAUCUUUAAGGAUAUACUUUUAUAGAAAGAUUUUGUGAUAUUUGUUUUUAUACUGGAUAGACCUGGUUUGUCACCUAUUUAUUGACGUGUAAUUAUUGAUAUUUUUUAUUUCACUACUGAUAUUUAUAAUCUUCAAAAAUAAAUUUAUUCUCACUUA